This is a messenger RNA of Pieris napi, 1382 nucleotides long. RefSeq names its product putative fatty acyl-CoA reductase CG5065. The record is from RefSeq and is a predicted model, not a curated record. NCBI's taxonomy places the organism in Eukaryota, Metazoa, Arthropoda, Insecta, Lepidoptera, Pieridae. The transcript has 10 exons. Gene Ontology annotation, cellular component: peroxisome. Gene Ontology annotation, molecular function: alcohol-forming very long-chain fatty acyl-CoA reductase (NADP+) activity. Bases 282 to 1382 code for a protein of 366 amino acids. Gene Ontology annotation, biological process: long-chain fatty-acyl-CoA metabolic process.
CACCGACGCGUUGGCUGGGCGACAAUGCUAAGCUCAUAAGAGAUUUGAUUGAUUAAAUUACAAAUUAUAGAAUAAUUAUAUAUGGCGAAUUAUAAUAUAUGACGGAGUAAGUAAAGAAAGAUAUUAAAUAAUUACAAAGACAAUAGACGGGAAAAGAGUGUAAAUCGACAAAGAAGAAGGAGAAGGAGUACCAGGUACAAUAGUGACAAAAACAAGAGUGUAAAUCGACAAAUUAGAAGGAGAAGGGGUACCAGGCACAAUAAAUCGCGAGACUGACGACAAUGUUUCGCUCUAUCCACUGCGUGGUUAAUAGUGCAAGAAAUGGAUCACGACACUACACGGGGUCCGGGUCACUGGAGACUGGAAAUUACCAACGGGUGGCAGAUUACUAUGCGGGUAAAUCAGUUUUCGUCACAGGAGCUACAGGGUUUGUUGGGAAGGUAUUUAUUGAAAGGUUACUUUCCAAUUGCAAGGAUAUUGAAAAUGUGUUUGUGCUGAUUAGACCUAAGCACGGCGCAGACACAGAAAAACGUUUACAAAAAAUAUUUGAUGUUCCGCUUUUCAACAAAUUAAAACAAACAAGGCCUGGUGAUCUGAAGAAAGUAAUUCCCAUCAAAGGAGACAUUACAACAUCCCAGCUGGGUUUAACGCCAGAUGACAAAGAGACUUUGGCUGAUAAGGUGUCUGUAGUAUUUCACUCAGCAGCUACCGUCCGAUUCAUAGACAAAUUUCAAGAUAUGAUGAACAUUAACGUAGAGGGAACACAACGAGUGAUAGAUUUGUCUAAGGAAAUAAGAAAUUUAAAAAAAUUUGUCUAUAUUUCGACUGCCUUUUCAAAUUCACAUAUAAAAGUAGUUGAAGAGAAGCUAUACACUCCUAAGAAAGAAUUAUCCGCAGUCCGACAAAUGAUACGAGACCAUGGAACAGAUGAUACGAAAGUUAAUGAAUAUGUCGCGGAUGUUACUAAUACAUAUACACUAUCUAAGGGGUUAUGCGAAGAACUGGUGAGGCAAAAUAAAGAGUACUUACCUACUAUUAUAGUACGACCAUCAAUGGUUACUCCAAUGUACCACGAGCCACUUCCUGGUUGGGUGGACAGUUGGGUGGCAGCUACAGCCGUCUUCAGUAAUUUAUCAAGGGGUCUGAAUCCGUACAUUUAUAGCACUGAGGACGUCGUUUGCGAUCUUAUUCCCGUUGAUUACGUUGCAAAUUUAAUCAUCAUAGCCGGGGCUAAAGGAGCUAUAACGGAUGACAUCUCUGUGUAUAAUAUAAACUCCAGUUCGGAAAAUCCUAUUACUUGGAAAGACGGUUCUGAUUUAUAUUUAGAACAAAGCAAGCGAUUAGGCUACUGUAAGUAUAAUUCACCUACUUUGAAUAAUUGA